AUGUAAAGGCCCAAACAUAUAUAUACAGACAGCCCAACUACUUUGAAUAAGCUUUUCAACGGUAUCUUCUCUUUUUUUCUGAACAACGAUCAAAGAAAAUAACUCGCGGGAAUCAAAAUUAUUCACUGCUUCUGAGAUUAUAUGCAGGCUGUCCAGCACCAAAAGCCUUUUCAACUUUUGACCAAUUUAGUCCAUCAUCAUCAGGGAAGACCAGCUCAACAUCUUCAUCUGAUUCGCCGUCUAGAUGGAAGCUUGUGAGACUGAAGAAAUAAUAUAUAUUGAUGAAUGCAUGAAGCUUGCACUAGAACAGGCAAAUCUUGCCUUGAAUAACCUUGAAGUGCCAGUCGGUUGUGUCAUCAUUGAGGAUGAAAAGGUCAUUGCGGCAGGAAGAAAUCGGACAAACGAGACAAGAAAUGCUACCCGACAUGCAGAGAUGGAAGCCAUAGAUAUUUUGCUUGAGCAGUGGCAAAGAAAUGGUCUGUCAAAGGCAGACAUCGCUAAAAGAUUCUCAAAAUGCACUCUUUACGUUACAUGUGAACCUUGUAUAAUGUGUGCAGCAGCUUUGUCAAUUCUUGGUAUAAAAGAGGUUUAUUAUGGUUGCGCCAAUGAUAAGUUUGGUGGGUGUGGAUCAAUAUUGGCUUUGCAUACAAGUGAAUCUGGGGGCUCAACUAGGGAUGAAGUUUCACAAGGAAGGGGUUUUAAAUGUACAGGAGGGAUAAUGGCUCCAGAAGCAAUUUCUCUGUUUCGAAGUUUCUAUGAACAAGGAAAUCCUAACGCUCCAAAGCCUCACAGGCCACUUGCCCCAAGCAUUUGAAGAUGAAUUUCUCCUUUUGUAACAUUGCUAUUAAAUGAUCAGCUAAUUGUCAAGAACAAUCGAUGGAAAUGGGUUCUUUGCAUAGAGACCAUACACUUGCUUUCAGGCAAUCUUGUAUUUUAAAAUAGAUGAAGUGGACAAGCUUCUUGACAUGCAAGUGACUGUUGAUAAAAUUAAUUAGUACAGUAACUUUCAACACAAUUUGUAUUUAUUAUAAAUAUUUAAUUGUUUAAACAGAAUAUAUUAUGUAUUUAUUUUUAUUUGGUUGAA
Molecule: messenger RNA, 1084 nt
Organism: Daucus carota subsp. sativus
Lineage: Eukaryota; Viridiplantae; Streptophyta; Magnoliopsida; Apiales; Apiaceae
Product: tRNA-specific adenosine deaminase TAD2
Exons: 10
Coding region: 245-814 (189 amino acids)
Biological process (GO): tRNA wobble adenosine to inosine editing
Molecular function (GO): tRNA-specific adenosine-34 deaminase activity; zinc ion binding
Source: RefSeq, a predicted model, not a curated record